This is a messenger RNA of Cryptotermes secundus, 972 nucleotides long. RefSeq lists its product as uncharacterized. The record is from RefSeq and is a predicted model, not a curated record. The transcript is spliced from 5 exons. The coding region runs from base 206 to 949 and encodes 247 amino acids. Gene Ontology annotation, cellular component: membrane. Gene Ontology annotation, molecular function: ligand-gated monoatomic ion channel activity. NCBI's taxonomy places the organism in Eukaryota, Metazoa, Arthropoda, Insecta, Blattodea, Kalotermitidae.
UCGGAAGGAAACAUGACCUGCUGCGCAGUCUGUGAGGUUAGUCGAGAGGGUCGAGAGCGUGGAGAGGUUCGCGAGUGGACGUUUACCAGCCAGCGGGGGAACGCAACUUAAUUGCGUUUUCGACUUGGUACCUCUAAAUUAUGUUCGGUAAUCUUCCGUGGCUGUCUGGUAAGACGAUUCAAAGGGUUCGCCGAGCCAUGGAGGAAUGGCGAAGCAAAGGACUUUUAUUCAUAUAUAUCUAGAUAUAUUGGCUUCCUGUCAUGCCAUUGCCCCGAAGACAUUGUCCUCUCGUCUAGUCUACCUCAUGGUUUACGUCACAGCUGUUAUCAUGACGACGUCAUAUGCGGCCACCUUUAUCUCGUUCCUUGCUGUUCGGAGAUACAAGCUACCCUUUGAAGAUUUCGAGGGCCUCCUAAAAGACGGAAGUUACCGCCUCGGAUUAAACCGUGCAACUGGACAUCUGCAUCUCUUUCAGGACUCAGACGAUCCUCUGAUGAGGCAAAUUUAUACGGAUCUAAUCGAACCAGAAGUACGUUCUAAUGCUUUACCUCAGACUGAUCUGGAAGGCUUGCGGAAGCUAUGUGACGAGUCCAAAUAUAGCUUCCUUACAUUGGACACUUCACUGAAAGGAUUAGAAAAGGAAAUACCCUGUAAUAUUGUGGCUAUUCCACGCGCCUUCCAUACCACGACUCUGUCUAUGCUCAUCAGCAAGUCAAGCAGCUACAGAACUCUCUUCACUGACCACAUGCAAGAGAUCAGAAGGACGGGACUUGUAAAACGAUCUGUGGACAGAACGUGGCCAACGAAGCCAAAUGAGUUGCUGCAGGAGCCUGCAAUUGUCGUAUCGUCGGACCUUUUAGUUCUUCUGGCAAGUGGCAUAACUGCUGCUCUUCUGCUGUUAACAUUAGAGCUCGGGUGGAGAAGGAUGAGCAGUGGCUUUCUGUCUUAACCAUUAAACUUGAAAUGAGCACA